Bactrocera tryoni is the source of this 933-nucleotide messenger RNA. Its product is annotated as probable serine/threonine-protein kinase kinX. The record is from RefSeq and is a predicted model, not a curated record. Lineage: Eukaryota; Metazoa; Arthropoda; Insecta; Diptera; Tephritidae. The transcript is spliced from 2 exons. Bases 1 to 933 code for a protein of 310 amino acids.
AUGGGUGUCCGUGUCUUUAACUGCUGUGCCGUUUUACUAGCGGUAUUUUACGUGUGCUUUGGCGCCACUGACGCCGCCGCCAUAAAUGGUGGUCCUCGCAGCGCAAGCGCACGCGCCUUGACACCAGCCAACGAAAAUGUACACGCGCUGCGCGUCGCCCGUCAAGCAUACUCUGAUGAAGACGAAUCUGAGGAGGAAGAUGAUAUACAAGCGCAAAAUUUCGCACAACAGCAGCAACAACAAAUCCCCGACGAUUCACAAGAAGACAGCGAUGAGGAUGAUGCCGAUGAUGAUGGUGAUGAUGACGGCACACGCCGGCGUCGUCGCGAUACACAGGCCGCAGAGGGUGGGCAAUCUGAGUCACCAAUGCAUGGGGAAAGCGCCGCAGUACCAGAACCUUUACCAGCGCCGGCCACAAACGGCGUGACCGAUGCAAUCGAGAAGGAACCCGAACACAGCGCUGAGGCUAACGCACCUACCGUGGCUGCUGCGCCUAACGCACCCUCACGCAAUACUUCUGUACUCAUACUCAUACGCGAUGCAUUGAAGAAAGUGACCACACUGCCCACCGAGCAAGUGGCCACCAAUGCGCUACAGUACUUCCAGCUCUUCGAACAUUUCAUACAACAGACCAUAGAGAAUGUGAUUGGCGAUGAUGAUGAUGAUGAGGAUGAGGCUGCUGGUGUUGCGGCAACCACUAUCAAGCCGGAUGGUAUUUUUACGCCGGAGGAAGAAGAGAUUAUUGCUGGUGUUGAAGAGAUUCUGAAGGAACCCGAAUUGGUCAAUAAGCAACCAACUCAGGAACCGAAACCAGCUGAGACACCGGCGGCAGUAGAAAAUGUAGUGGGUGAAACGAAACCAGCUCCUCUUCCGGACAUGGUUACAGAAGAAAAACCAGCAACGGCUGCGGUAACAGCUGCAAGCGCGGCUUGA